Melanotaenia boesemani (Boeseman's rainbowfish) is the source of this 2866-nucleotide messenger RNA. Its product is annotated as B-cell receptor CD22-like. The record is from RefSeq and is a predicted model, not a curated record. The transcript is spliced from 9 exons. NCBI's taxonomy places the organism in Eukaryota, Metazoa, Chordata, Actinopteri, Atheriniformes, Melanotaeniidae. The coding region runs from base 105 to 1676 and encodes 523 amino acids.
UACGAAGUUGGUUGUUUGGUCUGCUGCUCAUUCACUGAUAUUAACACAGGACAUUAGUCUAAAACUGAAUUAUUUCUUGUUUCUGCUGCAGAUUUGUGUAAGAGAUGAAGGAGGAAUGUGGGAGUUUCCUGUCUGUGAACGUGGUGACAGUCAACGUGUUAUUGAGUGUCUUCUUUUAUACAGGUGUUUUUGCUGAGUGUUAUAAGGACCCACAUCUCUUCAUCACUGUACCAAAGCAGAUGGAAGCACUGAGUGGAUCUUGUUUGCUAAUCCCAUGUAACUUUAGUGAUAGAUCAGGAGAAAUGUUGGAUGGCAACAGAGAAACCUUUGGGGUGUGGAUUAAAAGUGACCCAGAAUAUGGAAAUAAACCAUAUAAUAUAAUUUUUAACAGCAGUGAGUCAGAAAAUCCCUUUAAUAUGACAAUAAUUGGAAACCUGAAACAGAAAAACUGCACCACUUUGUUUUAUAAUUUAAACUCAAGUCAGUCAGACACAUACUUCUUCAGGAUUGAGAACGAAGCGUUCAAGGCAACAGCUUCUUGUGAUCCUGUUAAUAUAACAGUUAAAGAUUCUCCUCAGAGACCCAGAAUAGAAAUCUCAGGUGAUGUGAAGGACCUGAAGGAGAAGGAGUCUGUCACUAUAACCUGCUCAGCUUUCACUCCCUGUCCACACUCCCCUCCUGAACUCACCUGGAAUCUCCAACAAGACGCUCACAGACAAACAGAGGAAAACACAGAUGGAACCUUUACAACUAAAAUCCAGCAGAACAUCACUCUGUCACACACACAUGAUGGAUACAACAUCACAUGUUCUGCCAGAUAUCCUGUGGAUGGAGGAAAACGUGUGAAGACAUCAGAGACAGAAGAGACUCUCAGUGUUUCAUAUGCUCCUAAAGACACCUCAGCAUCCAUCAGUCCAUCAGGUUUGGUGUCAGCAGGUAGCUGGGUGAAGCUGAACUGCUCCAGCAGAGCCAAGCGUCCCGUCAGCAGCUUCACCUGGUUCAAGAUCAGCACAGAGGGACCCGUUAAUGUGUCUGAGGGACCGGUUCACAGCUUCAAUGCAACGGAUGGAGGAGUUUAUUACUGUGUGGCUGCAAAUAAACUGGGAAACCAGACGUCCCAAGAAAUCCGUCUUAAUAUUAAAGCAGAGACGUCUCUGAUAUCAGCCCUAGUUCCUGCAAUGAUUGCUGUUUGUCUUCUCAUCUGCCUGCUUUUAAAUGUUUGCUACUUUAAGUACAAACAUCCAACUUCAGUACAGACUCAGAGUGGAAAUCAAACACAGGAAGAAAUAUUUUAUGAAGAAAUGAACCACUUCAAGCACAGACCUGAACCUUCAUCCACCUCAGUGCAGGACAGCAGUCAGCAGCAGGAAAUUCUGUGUUUACAGGUCAACAUGUCUGAGCCAGAAAAUAGCUCAACACUGACAGCUGACGUCCCAAAGGAUCACAACAUUCAGAGUCAAACAAAUGACAAGCUGGAUUUUCUAAUGCCAGCCUAUAAAACAAAUGAAGAAUGCCUUUAUGAAGUUAUGAACUUCUUCGAGCGGAGACCUGAACCUUCAUCUGUCUCAGUGCAGGACGGCAGACAGCAGCAGCAGGAAGAAAAGAAGAAAGAGUCAAAGCCAGAUAGCAGCUUAACACAGACCACCAAUGACCCAAACCAUAGAGGUCUUGUUUGAUUACAUGUAUUUAAUUUUUCUUUGACAGGUAAAUAAUUUAGUUAGACUUUAUAAAUAAUCUGUUGUUUUAACUCCUCCCAGGAAGCUUUAAACCUCAUCUCCCUGCAUCUUGCACGGCUUUGUCUCUCAUGAUAUUAUCAUUGUUCAUGCAUGUGUGCUUACUGUCAUGGUCUGUUAACUUUUGCUUCUAGGUUAGCUUCCUGUUAGAUUUACAUUUUUAAUUUUGUAUUAUUUCCUCCAUCUGUUCUCUGGUUUUCAUUUUAGGCUGUCCUUAAGUUCAGGUUAAGUUUCCUGUGUGUUGGUCUUGCUUCAGGUUUUUUUUUAUCAGAGUUUAUCCUAAUGUGUAUUCUGUUGUCUUUACUUUCUGCUCCUGUUACACACGGUUGUCAGUUGAUUGCCACACCUGUCACUCACACACACACACACACGCACGCACGUACACACGCACGCACGCACAAGCACGCACGCGCACACACACACACACACAGGUGUUUUGCAAUUUAUGACUAAUAAGGCAUUCUUUAUCCACGUGAAAACGCUCAGACACAUUUGAAAUGCUGUCAGGAGCAAAACCAAAAUGUGGAGAUCUGGCCUCCGUCUAUGAAGCCUUGCUGGCCAGUCAGAGGGAGGACAAUGUUUGGACUAAGCUGGAAAAAUUAACCAGAAAUCAGGUUGCCACAAGACCCUCUUUUCCAGAUUUGACCUCAGCAGAACUUUCUGGUUAAAUAAAGAAAAAUACUAUAACUACAUGUUGUUACUCAGUGGUGUGUGUAUGUAUAUAGCUUAGAAUUACAGUGUUUUGGCACUUUAGCAUAGCAAAGCUAUGAGGAAUGUUUUUAUUUUAAAGCUGCAGUUUUAUUUAAAUGUCAGUAGGUGGCAUCAUAAACUUGUUAAAUCUGUUUACUUCAGUUACUGCUGCCUUGUUGUGUACAUAUUUUACCUAAGCAGGAGAAGUGCUGCUGUAAACAUUGAGUUAUUUUAUUUAAACUCAUCUAUAUAUGCUUCAGACUAUAAAAUUAUCUACCAGGAAAAAGUAAUUGUUAUUAUUAUUUUUUAUUGUUUUUUUAACCUCUUAAAAUUGAUAAGUUAUAAGCUUCUCUUGGUGGCGAGUCAUAAAAUAUGUGCUAUAUUUGUAUUUCAUUUCAAAUCUAAAUCAAAUCAAAAGUUUUUAUUCGGUUAAAUAAAAGAAU